GUCAGCAGCGGGAUGGCCGUAGCUGUGGCGGCGGCUGCAGGAGCCCGAGCAGCCGUGGCCGCAGUGGAGGCUGGAGCCCGAGCGGCGUCCGCGGUGGCACCCCGGGGAGUUUAAGAUGGCGGCGGGGGGGGCGGCGGGGCUGCGGGAGGAGCAGCGCUACGGGCUGGCGUGCGGGCGGCUGGGGCAGGACAACAUCACCGUGCUGCAUGUGAAGCUCACCGAGACGGCGAUCCGGGCGCUGGAGACUUACCAGAGCCACAAGAAUUUAAUUCCUUUUCGACCUUCAAUUCAGUUCCAGGGGCUCCAAGGGCUUGUCAAAAUUCCCAAAAAUGAUCCCCUCAGUGAAGUCCACAACUUUAACUUCUACCUGUCUAACGUGGGGAAAGAUAACCCUCAGGGUAGCUUUGACUGCAUCCAGCAAACACUCUCCAGCUCUGGAGCCUCCCAGCUCAAUUGCCUGGGAUUUAUACAAGAUAAAAUUACAGUGUGUGCAACAAAUGACUCCUAUCAGAUGACAAGAGAAAGAAUGACCCAGGCAGAGGAGGAAUCCCGUAAUCGAAGCACCAAAGUUAUCAAACCCGGUGGACCAUAUGUAGGGAAAAGAGUGCAAAUUCGGAAAGCGCCUCAAGCCACCUCAGAUGCAGUGCCUGAGAGGAAAAGGUCAACCCCCAUGAACCCUGCAAAUACAAUUCGGAAGACUCAUGGCAGCAGCAGUGUGUCUCAGAGGCCAUACAGGGACAGGGUCAUUCACUUACUGGCGCUAAAGGCCUACAAGAAACCUGAGCUGCUUGCCCGCCUGCAGAAAGAUGGUGUCAAUCAAAAGGACAAGAACUCCUUGGGAGCAAUUCUGCAACAGGUGGCCAAUCUGAAUCCUAAGGACCUCUCCUAUACCUUAAAGGAUUAUGUGUUUAAGGACCUGCAGCGAGACUGGCCGGGUUAUAGUGAGACAGACAGACGCACACUGGAAUCGGUUCUCUCCAGGAAGCUCAACCCGUCUCAGAAUGCUGGUACUAGCCGGUCAGAGUCUCCCAUGAGUUCCAACAAAGAUGCUGCCUCAUCUCCUCAGAAACGGCCAUUGGAUUCCGAUUUCAUUGAUCCUUUAAUGAACAAAAAAGCUCGAAUAUCUCACCUGACAAACAGAGUCCCACCAACAUUAAACGGCCAUUUGAAUCCCACCAGUGAAAAAUCUUCUGCAGGCCUCCUACCGCCCCCUGCAGCUGCAGCCGUUCCCACGCCCUCACCACUGCCUUCACCCCACCUGCCUGUCUCAAAUCCUCCUCAGACUGUAAAUUCCAACUCCAAUUCCCCUAGCACUCCAGAAGGCCGGGGGACUCAAGACCUACCUGUGGACAGUUUUAGUCAAAACGGUAGCAUUUUUGAGGACCAGCAAGACAAAUAUACCUCUAGGACUUGUCUGGAAACCUUGCCCCCUGGCUCAGUUCUGCUAAAGUGUCCAAAGCCUAUGGAAGAAAACCAACCAGUGUCUCACAAGAAGUCCAAAAAGAAGUCUAAAAAACACAAGGAAAAGGACCAAAUAAAAAAACACGACGUUGAGACAAUGGAGGGAAAGGAAGAAGACUUUCAGAGAGAAGAACCUGCCAAGCUGCGGAGCUCCAGUCCGAACCCCGGUGAAGGAGUUAAAGAAGGUUGCACUGCCUCCAUGGAGCCUUCAACAAUUGAACUCCCAGAUUAUUUGAUAAAAUAUAUUGCUAUUGUCUCCUAUGAGCAGCGCCAGAAUUACAAAGAUGACUUCAAUGCUGAAUAUGAUGAGUACAGAGCUCUGCAUGCCAGGAUGGAGACGGUAGCCAGAAGAUUCAUUAAACUGGAUGCACAACGCAAACGCCUUUCUCCAGGGUCAAAAGAGUACCAGAAUGUUCAUGAAGAAGUCUUACAAGAAUAUCAGAAGAUCAAGCAGUCCAGUCCCAAUUACCAUGAAGAAAAAUACAGAUGCGAGUAUCUUCAUAACAAGCUGGCUCACAUCAAAAGACUAAUAGGUGAAUUUGACCAACAGCAAGCAGAGUCAUGGCACUAGAACUCUGCUUGAACCAGAAGAUGUGAAUAAACUUAAACUUAUUUAUUUAAAAUUCCAGAUGAGUUGCUCUAGAUUCUAAAGGAUGAGACUUGCUUGUGGAAGCUUCAGUGUUAGUGAACUUGAGUUCCUUUUUUUCUCUUCACUCUACUUUGCUUCCCUGAAUUGUGAAGCUGCUUUCUUUUUCUCGUUCUCCUCCCACCCCAGAACUUGUUUGUUAAUAGAAGCAAUGUUCUAGAUAUUGGGGAUCCAGUGUCUAUACUUCAAAUCAAUUUUUCCUUGAAAACUUGUGUUUGUCAUUAGAGAUGAUUUUUUUUUUUAGGUAUCAGGGAUGCAGUGUCCACACUUGAGUUGCUUGUGUUUAAACACAACAGUAAUGUGCAAGGUGAAGUGCUUUUCACAAGCCUAUUUUCUGACCUUUCCUAAUGCGAACUCUUUGCCUUAAAUGGUAGGAUAUUUAGACAUUUGCACAAAAUUUUAAAAAAAAAUCAUUGUUUUGGAGGGUUGAAAAAUAGAAAGUUGUGUGAAUGUGUGUGUAGUUUUCUAUGCACGUACAUGCAUACAUACAUGCGGGCUGACUGGCUCAAGAGUGUUAAAUCUGCCCUGCAAGUUAAACCCCCCAUUGCAAUGGCUGCCUUAAGGUGUUUGCUCGUGUGUACCUUGUGUGGUUAAUCAGUAGCUACACUGCUUCCCUGUGCUAACAGCCAUGGGAAGUACACUGUGGCCUACCAUGUGUGUUCAGCUUGUAUGUCUGCAGAACUGAUGUGGAUGUGAGCUGCAUGAAGGUAAAGAGCUGAUACUCAGUAGGCCAGGCGCUCAGGUUAAACAACUGAUGAGUGUUACCGUAGGUUGUUGAUGUUUGUUUGUUUGUUUGCUUCUGUCAAAUUGCUACUUCUAUUGUGGAAGACAAAAAGCAUUUCCAUUUCAACAGUUUGUCAGCUUUAUUAAUGUUGGGCAAAAAAUUUAUAUGUUAAAAAUGAAGCAGAACUAUAGUUUUGGGGCAAAAUGAUAAAAUUAAAUGUGUAGGUAACCUAUUUAUAUACUGCUAUAAAGUAUUUUUGGAAAGAGAUAUGCAAAGAAGCUAUUACCUACAUCAGAUGUAUAUUUAAAGAUUUUUUUUUCAUCCUGGAUACCAGGAAUAUAAAAAAGAGUAGAAUAUUUAACCAUAACAUACUGUGAUUCAUCAGACAGCACAAACUUUCAUUUCAUGGAGUUUAUCUGUUAACGUUGAUUUAAACUAUCUCUUGUCUUAUCAUGUGGGAACGUAAGUUAUGUGGUCAAAAUAUAAGGAGUUUGAACUAAUGUUGAUUCAGGUUGUAUUGUCUUGUAUCGUCUUUUCAAAGUGCUGCCGGUUGAAAAGGGAAGCAUUAUGUUUACAAAUCUGUUUUGAAAUGUUUGCCAAAAUUUUGGUAGUAUCUUUAAUAAAGAUGUUUGUCUCCAGCAUCCGAAAAAAAAAAGUGAGUAACUUUGUUGUGUCUCACUGUAAACUAACAAUGUUAGUACUAAGGUCAUAUGGCAGAAUCUGUUGACAAACUUUCUCCUCUGGAGUUUUUCUGAAACAUUAACUGGAAAGACCGGCCAACGUACUAGCAGUGCAGAGGCCUUCUAAGCACUGAGACCACCUUUCAGUCUGCAACUCAGAUGCCACUGCACAAAUUCCGUUUCUGUGUAGCAUGGUCCUUCUAGAG
Chionomys nivalis (European snow vole) is the source of this 3717-nucleotide messenger RNA. RefSeq names its product elongation factor for RNA polymerase II 2 (gene Ell2). Gene Ontology annotation, molecular function: cis-regulatory region sequence-specific DNA binding. The coding region runs from base 116 to 2032 and encodes 638 amino acids. NCBI's taxonomy places the organism in Eukaryota, Metazoa, Chordata, Mammalia, Rodentia, Cricetidae. Gene Ontology annotation, biological process: snRNA transcription by RNA polymerase II; positive regulation of transcription elongation by RNA polymerase II; transcription elongation by RNA polymerase II. The record is from RefSeq and is a predicted model, not a curated record. The transcript is spliced from 12 exons. Gene Ontology annotation, cellular component: transcription elongation factor complex.